Messenger RNA from Emericellopsis atlantica, 2934 nucleotides. Its product is annotated as P-loop containing nucleoside triphosphate hydrolase protein. The record is from RefSeq and is a predicted model, not a curated record. NCBI's taxonomy places the organism in Eukaryota, Fungi, Ascomycota, Sordariomycetes, Hypocreales, Bionectriaceae. Gene Ontology annotation, molecular function: ATP binding; RNA binding. The coding region runs from base 1 to 2934 and encodes 977 amino acids. Gene Ontology annotation, cellular component: spliceosomal complex; intracellular anatomical structure. Gene Ontology annotation, biological process: mRNA splicing, via spliceosome. The transcript has a single exon.
AUGGGUGACGAGCGCGACUACGAUGGGUAUAACCCCGCGAAAAGGAGGCGUGUUGAGCAUACGCGCCCCGACUCCCGCUACCAGAAUGGAUCGCGAAGCUCAACCCCUAGGGCGCAGUCUCGCUACGCGCCCACGCCUCGUCGAGAGAAUGACGUCCCUGAACCCGACGACGAAGACUCAAAGGCCCUCGACCGCGACUGGUACGGUGGCGAUGAAUUUGGAGGUCAUGCUUUCGGCGACGACACUCACAACCCCUUCGCCUCCUACGAGUCGUCCGCCUGGGAGGGACAGCAAACGGAAAAGGCAAAGGCGGAGAAGAUGAACAAUCGAUACGACGCGUGGAAGGAGCAGAAGAACAGAGAGAACGAUGCCUGGGAGACAAAUCGAAUGCUGGUCUCUGGUGUGGCGCAAAGGAGGGACAUGGCUUCAGACUUCAACGAAGAGGAGGGCACCCGCAUUCAUCUGCUGGUCCAUGACCUCAAACCGCCUUUCUUGGACGGUCGUCACGUAUUCACAAAGCAAGUCGACCCGGUGCCGGCGGUCAGGGACUACCAAAGCGACAUGGCCGUGUUCAGUCGCAAAGGGAGCAAAUUGGUCAAGGAGGUGCGACAGCAACGAGAACGGCAACGGCAGGCCCAGCAAGCAACGAGCUUGGCCGGCACCACAUUGGGCAACAUCAUGGGCGCGAAGGAAGAGGAUGGCGACAGCGCACUGCCAGUGGCCGGCGAAGAUGAUGCAGACAAGGCCGGCGGCGAGCGCAAGGGAAAUAAAUUCAGCACGCACAUGAAAAAGGGCGAGGGCUCGAGCAACUUCAGUCAAACAAAGUCGCUACGAGAGCAGCGAGAGUUCUUGCCGGCGUUCGCCGUUCGUGAAGAUCUGCUGAGGGUGAUUCGCGAAAACCAGGUCACCAUUGUCAUUGGCGAGACGGGUUCCGGCAAAACAACGCAGCUUACACAGUUUCUCAAAGAGGACGGGUAUGGCGACAAGGGCAUGAUUGGCUGUACACAGCCGCGUCGUGUGGCUGCUAUGAGUGUAGCGAAACGUGUGGCCGAGGAGAUGGAGGUACCACUGGGAAGCACUGUUGGAUAUGCCAUCCGUUUCGAGGACUGCACGAGCAAGGAAACCGUCGUAAAGUACAUGACUGAUGGUGUCCUCUUGAGGGAGUCGCUCAAUGAGCCAGACCUGGACAGAUACUCCUGCAUCAUCAUGGACGAAGCCCACGAGCGCGCACUAAACACCGAUAUCCUGAUGGGUCUGGUGAAGAAGAUUCUUCGACGAAGACGGGAUCUCAAACUCAUUGUCACUUCAGCCACAAUGAACGCAAAGAGGUUUUCGGACUUUUUCGGCGGCGCGCCCGAGUUCACCAUCCCAGGGCGAACGUUCCCUGUCGACGUGAUGUUUCAUCGGUCACCGGUGGAGGACUACGUUGAGCAAGCCGUGCAGCAAGUGUUGGCUAUCCAUGUGUCGAUGGAUCAAGGCGAUAUUCUUGUCUUCAUGACCGGCCAAGAAGACAUUGAGGUCACUUGCGAACAAGUACGGAAGAAACUCGAUGCGCUGAAUGAUCCGCCCAAGCUCGAGAUCUUGCCCAUCUACAGUCAGAUGCCAGCUGAUCUCCAGGCCAAGAUCUUUGAUCGAGCAGCUCCCGGUGUGCGGAAAUGCAUCGUCGCUACCAACAUUGCUGAGACCAGUUUGACAGUCGACGGUAUCAAGUAUGUGGUGGAUGCGGGAUACUCCAAGCUCAAGGUGUAUAACCCCAAGAUGGGCAUGGAUACCCUCCAGAUCACCCCAAUCUCGCAAGCCAACUCUUCUCAACGCUCCGGCCGUGCAGGACGUACAGGACCCGGCAAGGCCUUCCGUCUCUACACUGAGAAGGCGUUCAAGGAGGAGCUCUACAUACAGACCAUACCCGAGAUUCAGCGAACGAACCUAUCCAACACUGUUCUCAUGCUCAAGUCGCUCGGGGUGAAGGACUUGUUGGACUUUGACUUUAUGGACCCGCCGCCCCAGGACACCAUCCUCACGUCCAUGUUCGACCUUUGGGCACUGGGUGCGUUGGACAAUCUUGGUGAGCUGACCGAUUUGGGACGCAAGAUGAGUGCUUUCCCAAUGGAUCCUUCUCUAUCCAAGCUCCUGAUCACGGCCGAACAAUACGGCUGCAGUGAAGAGAUGAUCACAAUCGUAUCCAUGCUCUCGGUCCCGAGCGUCUUCUACCGCCCCAAGGAGCGUCAGGACGAGGCAGAUGCGCAGCGCGAGAAGUUCUGGGUGCACGAGUCGGACCAUCUUACGUACUUGCAGGUGUACUCGGCAUGGAAAGCCAAUGGGUUUUCCGACAACUGGUGUGUCAAGCACUUCCUGCACCCCAAGUCGCUGCGGCGAGCCAAGGAGAUUCGCGACCAGCUACUCGACAUUGUCAAGAUGCAGAAAAUGCAGCUCAUCAGCUGCGGCAUGGACUGGGACCUCAUUCGCAAGGCCAUCUGCUCGGGAUACUACCACCAAGCUGCCAAGUACAAGGGCUCGGGUGAGUACAUCAAUCUCCGCACCAACCUGGCCGUGCAGCUACAUCCCACAAGUGCCCUCUAUGCGGGCCAUCCGCCCGACUAUGUUGUGUACCACGAACUCAUCCUCACAUCCAAGGUCUUCGUCUCCACAGUCACGGCAGUCGACCCGCAUUGGCUGGCCGACUUGGGAGGUGUCUUCUACUCCAUCAAGGAGAAAGGGUACUCUGUACGGGACAAGCGCAUCACCGAGACUGAGUUCAACAGAAAGAUGGAGAUUGAGGCCAAGAUGGCGGAGGACAAGCGCAGGGACGAGGAGCGAAAGCAUGCUGAGGAAGAGCGCACCGUGAAGAAGAAGAUUGGCGGCGAUGGCAAGAAGUUUGUCACGCAAGGCGCAGUGAAGAAACCUGUCAUCAAACGACGAGGGAGGGGGUUUUGA